AUGACCACCGCUUCUUGCGUUUUUGAGGACCGCUUCUUGGUUCGGUCGAUCGACAACUCCAAGUUCGAGCGCGUCUCCAGGCUGAGCGCCAAAAGCACCGGCUUUGACGCCGAACUCCUGCUGGACGUCAAUUCUGACCUUUUGCAGGUCAACAGCAAGGCUAUGCUUCACAUUCUCAUCACGAACUCCUUGCUGCCCAGUGGCUCCGAGGUCAAUUUGAGCGAGUCCCCUGACGUUCCCAGCCUCCUCGGGGACUACGAGUAUGCCAUGUACGGUAAAAUCUUCAAGUUCGAGGAAGUCUCCUCAGAAACGCGGACUAUUUACGCCUCCUUCGGUGGACUUCUCAUGUCCCUCACUGCCGACAAGCAGGUCGUCGCCGACCUCGACCUCGAUAUGAAGAUAUACAUUUUGGUUAGGCGCAUUUCCGCCAACAGAUAA
Messenger RNA from Theileria orientalis strain Shintoku, 438 nucleotides. RefSeq names its product DNA-directed RNA polymerases I, II, and III subunit. The transcript has 3 exons. Bases 1 to 438 code for a protein of 145 amino acids. Gene Ontology annotation, cellular component: RNA polymerase II, core complex; RNA polymerase I complex; RNA polymerase III complex. The record is from RefSeq and is a predicted model, not a curated record. Gene Ontology annotation, molecular function: DNA-directed RNA polymerase activity. Lineage: Eukaryota; Apicomplexa; Aconoidasida; Piroplasmida; Theileriidae. Gene Ontology annotation, biological process: DNA-templated transcription.